Corylus avellana is the source of this 1095-nucleotide messenger RNA. Lineage: Eukaryota; Viridiplantae; Streptophyta; Magnoliopsida; Fagales; Betulaceae. The record is from RefSeq and is a predicted model, not a curated record.
AUGGGUUACUGCAUGCCACGUACUGCAUACGUUAAUCCAAUCAUCAUCGCUUGUCAGCCAACACCUUUAGAAACCACAAAUGGGCAAAUUAGUGGACCUGUGGCAUGGGGAGCCCAGGGGGAGGUGGAGUUGUACGCACGUGUUAUCCCCACAGAAGUUAGUGAUGUAUAUCAACCCCACGAGGUGAAAAGCAAGUACUACAAGAGAGAUGAGGGGCAGGGCGUGAUGUACGCAAGCAACAACGACUUGUACCGAGCCAACGCGGCUGCGUGGCACGACUCAUUGCAGGCGUGGACGGCUCCAACGCCACCGAAAGCGGAGGAUAUACCGGAGGUUUGUAGGAAGGAGAUGGUAGCAUGGGAUAAGCUUGCAACCGAGGUGGCAGAGACUGUGAUGGAGUUGCUGUCACAAGGGUUGGGGUUGGAGGCUUGGAAGUUGAAGGAGUUAAAGUGCUCCGAUUCAAGGGCUUUUGUGGGUCAUUGUUAUCCGUACUGUCCUCAGCCAGAUCUGACGGUGGGGAUUACAUCGCAUACUGAUCCGGGCGUGGUGACGGUUCUGCAGCAGAACCACGUGCCUGGCUUGCAAGUGAAGCGUGCGGAUGAGUGGGUGAACGUAAAUCCUGUGCCUGGAGGUUUGAUUAUUAACGUUGGAGACUUUCUUCAGAUACUCUCAAAUGGAGAGUACAAGAGUGUACAACAUCGUGUACUAGCUAAUUCCUAUAAAGAAGCACGAAUCUUCAUCGUCAUGUUUUUCAACGUAAAAAAAGGGAAAGAUUGUUAUUAUGGACCUCUGCCGGAGUUGUUGUCACCGGAAAAGCCAGCUAUCUAUGAGAAAUUCACUAUGCAGGAAUAUUUAGAGAAUUUUUAUUGCAAAGGAUUGGAUAGUAAGAGUAUGAUCGGGAAAAUUACAAUACAAAAUUAGCAUAUAUAUAUAUAUCAUGGCAUUUUGUAUAAUAAAAGGGAUGGUCUCCAUCGAUCACUAUUUAAUUAAUCAGCAUUGUUAAUAAUCAUGCUUAUAAUUAGUAUAUGGAACUAAUGAAAGCACCCUAUAUAUGGGAUGUCUUUUUGUUUAUUUAUUUAUUUUUAAUUUGUUAUA